Belonocnema kinseyi is the source of this 825-nucleotide messenger RNA. RefSeq lists its product as uncharacterized. The coding region runs from base 1 to 825 and encodes 274 amino acids. NCBI's taxonomy places the organism in Eukaryota, Metazoa, Arthropoda, Insecta, Hymenoptera, Cynipidae. The transcript has a single exon. The record is from RefSeq and is a predicted model, not a curated record.
AUGGAGGAAAUCGCAGCGAGAGUAAAAAUACUGAAAAAAGAACGUGGAAUUAUAAACCGAAAAUUAACGCUUUUCGCACAGUUUCUCGAAAGUUACAAUUCUGAGCCUCAAUAUCCGUCGUUAGCAAAGUAUGCAGCUGAGCUGGAUGAGUCUCGUGAAAGUCUCAAGAAAGUGCAAUUCGAAUCAGAAGAUUUAGGGGAGGGAAUUUUAACGGACAAAGGGUUGAAUGAUGAAGCGAGAAACGAAUUCGACAAAAAGUAUUUUGAGAUUUAUAACUCUGCCACAAAUUUGUUAGGCAAUUACGCGCGCAUCUCUGCGGUUUCGGUGUCGUCAGCUCUAUCAGAGAAUAACGGGAUAAUACCCAUUCAAAAUGGCAUUUCGAUCGAAAAUCCAGUUCCAAAGGAACAUUCAGAUAAUUUUAAACUUCCCUCGCUAGGACUGCCCUCUUUUAGUGGAUCGUAUGAUACGUGGUUAGGUUUCCAUGAAGUUUUUUCCUCAAUGAUCGACAACAAUGCAAAGUUAUCGCCUAUUUUAAAAUUUAGAUACUUGCGAGAUUGCUUAAAGGGCGAAGCCGCGGACGUUAUUGCGUCGGUAACAUUGUCCGCGGAAAAUUACUCUGUCGCGUGGGAAAUCGUAAAAGUAACUUACAAUAAUCGUAAAUUGAUACAUCAAAGGCAUAUUCAAGAUUUGUUAAAUAUUCCUUCUAUAUCUAAAGACUUUUCCAUUAGAGCUCUUCUAAAUAGUUUACAGAAGCAUGUUAGAGCCCUUAAAAUUCUCGACGAAUCUUUCUUAUUGUAUCCUUCUUAUUGUAUUAAUACAAAAUAA